CUAAAUUAAAAACGGGAAUUAAUUUUUAAAUGUCACAAAAAUAUGACGUCUUCCGACCAAUAUACAACUCUACAUUUGCGCGCAUCGAAGGCGCUACCAUCAAACAUCUACCGAAAAGCCAAUACUUACACCCAGUUCCCUAUUUUACUAACCGCAUUACUAACUUUGUACAAAUAUCGAUUGAGAUGCGCGCGCAUAUUCUACGUUCUUUACUCAUAAGUUGUUCGCGCGCCUGACCGAUCGCUUGUGUAGCGAAAACUGCCAAAAACGGCUUUGAUUCAAAAAAAAGUAAUCACCGAUUUCGAACGCACCCCUCCUAUCGCUGGGCCGUUGCCCAGUGCUAAUUUAAAAAGUUAAAAAAAGAAAAAUGCACGCGCUCCCGUAAUUUUUCUUACGCUCGGAUUUCUCGCGCGAUUUAGAAGUAAUAAAAGGGCGGGUCAACAAUUUUUUGUACUAAAAAGUCGAAUAAAACUAUUACAACGGCUACCUUAAGGAUUUUUAUUGAGCAUCAAAUGCAUCCGGCGUUCGCUGUGAAUGCUAAACAACAUAAGUUAGGAUCGACAGAGUCGGAGGACCAGUUUAAGUGUGACGUGCCUAUUUCGUUACCCGCGCCGCCGGACAUCGCGCCAUGUCUUUGCCGAGAGAGUUCAUCUUUAACCAGGAGCUGUCCAAGCUGGACCCCCAAAUCCUGGGCACCUCGGCGCCCCCGACGACCGUCGCUCCUCUCUCCUGCUCCAUCGACCUGCCCACUGAUGCUAUCGAGGCAACCCUGUCCCCGGACAAGUCAGGAUCGCUGCUGUCGGUACAGUCGGCGCCGCCUGAGCAGAGGGAGCGGCCCCACAGCCUCAUGCUCGAGCUGCCGUUAGCCACUCAAGUGGGCGCAUACCUAUCCGCCAUGUCCCCCACCGAGCAGGAGGAGGACUCCCUGCUGACGCUCUCGUCGGUCACGGCGCGGCCGCUGCUCGCCGCGUCCAAGAAGCUGCGCUCCGAUACCACUAGCGAGUCCACGUCUCCCCCGGACGGUGGCUACGGCUGGGUGGUGGUGUUCGGCGCCUUCAUGGUGCAGUUCUGGGUGGCCGGACUCUUCAAGUCCUACGGCGUGCUGUACGUGGAGAUCAUGGAGACCUUCCCGGACAGCUCCGAGUCCGUGGCCUCCUGGAUACCGGCGGCCCUGUCCACCUUGUGUCUCGCUCUAGCUCCGUUGUCAUCAGCUCUUUGCGAGAAGUACUCCUGCCGUCUGGUGGUCUUCAUCGGGGGUCUGUUCUGUGGGACCGGUCUAGCGCUUUCCUACUUCAGCACCGGCCUGCUGCAUCUGCUGUUCAGCUUCGGGGUCCUGACUGGAAUCGGCGGCGGUCUCUCCACUACGCCGGGGAUCGUCAUCGUUUCACAAUAUUUUGACAAGCACAGAGCGCUAGCAAACGGUAUAUGCGUGAGCGGGACGGCCGCCGGCAGUUUCGUGUUUCCUAUGCUUAUAGAGAAGCUAGUUGGCAUGUAUGGACUGCAUGGGACUGUGUUGCUGUUAGGUGGUGGAAUGUUGCACGUCUGUGUGUCGGCGACGCUAUACCGCGACCCCCCCUGCGUGAGAGAACGAGCCACCCCCACCACUACCACUACGGAAAACACUACGCUACUCACCGAUAUACAGGAAGGUUAGGUUUUUGUAAAUAACAUAAAUAAUAUACUUGCAGGUAAAACGGAACCCAAGGACAAUCGCCUCCAAGCCCUUUUUCAGCCCGACGCGGAGAACCACAAAAACGCGCUGCUCACUGAGGAGGCGAAACGGAACGAUCUUCUGGCGGAGAUCAUGCAUCCCAGGCUCAUUGAGGUGACCCGUCAGAACAACCUGCAAAUGUCUGAUUCUGAAGAUUCCGAAGGAAUGGAUGUGUUGGGCGUUGUCGGUGUACCGCGGGAAGUGGCGCGUCUCCGCCUGCGCCCCACCCGCUCGUCCUCCAUCCUGCACUCCGUGGAGGACCUCUCCACCGACAGCACCUGCGUCUACAAGCGACGCAAGCUCAGCAGAUCCCUAUACAUCAAGCCCCCGCUGCCCCGCCUGAUCCCUAAGCUGCCGGAACCCAUAAUCAUCAAGUCAGACCCUGAGGACCAGAAGGUGGUCGUCAAGAAGAAAACUUGCGUUGAGAAGAUCUCCAGAUACCUGGACGUGUCUCUGCUGAAGUCCUGGCGCUUCGGUCUCCUGUGCGCGUCGGUAGCCCUCAUGUCGUGUGGGUCGCCCUACGCGCUGUACUACUUGCCCGCCUACACCGUGUCCGCUGGACACAGCAAGUCCGCUGCCGGUCGACUGGUGGCGAUCAGUGCGGUUCUGGACCUCUGCGGGCGGUUGGGACUGGGCUGGCUCUGUGACUUGCAGCUUUUCUGCCGAAGAAAGGCCUACAUACUCAGCAUCCUGAUCGCUGGAAUCUCAGUUCUAACGCUGCCGAGUCUGACUUCGUGGUGGGCUCUGGCUGUGGCAUCAGGCGCAUACGGCCUAUGCCUCGGCUGCUGGUUCCUGCUGGUGCCAGUGUUGCUCGCCGACACAUUCGGCACGGCACGCAUCGCCUCCUCCUACGGGCUCGUUAGAAUGUUCCAGAGUCUAGCUGCGAUCUCUGUACCACCUACGGCAGGUCUAGUUCGCGACGUAACCGGCGGCUACUCGUGGUGCUUCUACGGCAUGGGCUCGUGCAUGGUCCUGGGUUCGAUCCCCGUCGUGGCCUUCCAUCUGUGCACCAGGAACGAGGACGCGGAGUCGGGAGUAGAUUGA
This is a messenger RNA of Cydia splendana, 2755 nucleotides long. It is a transcript of the gene Sln, whose product is annotated as monocarboxylate transporter 12. Gene Ontology annotation, biological process: transmembrane transport. Gene Ontology annotation, molecular function: monocarboxylic acid transmembrane transporter activity. The transcript is spliced from 18 exons. Gene Ontology annotation, cellular component: membrane. NCBI's taxonomy places the organism in Eukaryota, Metazoa, Arthropoda, Insecta, Lepidoptera, Tortricidae. The record is from RefSeq and is a predicted model, not a curated record.